AUGGAGCACCACAGCAGGGAGGAGAUGGACUCAAAAGAGGAAAGUCCUCAGGUGUGGGCUGACUCUGCUGAGCAGGAGCAGAACACUGCUCAGGUGCACUUUGUCCCUGAGGGGGGGACAGUGGCCCAGAUUGUGUACAGUGAUGAGCAGGACCGUCCCUCGCAGCAGGUGGUCUACACGGCAGAUGGCACCUCCUACACCUCCGUGGACACCUCGGAGCACACGCUCGUUUACAUCCACCCUGUGGAAGCUACACAGACUCUGUUUACAGAUCCGUCCCAAGUGGCUUACGUCCAACAGGAUGCCACCACCCAGCAGGCAUCAUUACCGGUGCAUAACCAGGUCUUGCCUCCUAUGGAGGCAGUGGAUGGUUCUGACCCUUUAGCACCUCUGGAGAAUCAAAUGGGAAGGAUGGAAACAAAAGAGGAAGAUGAUGAGGAUGAAGAUGAGGAUGAAGAUGGGGAAGACACUGACAUGGAUGAAUGGGAUCCAGAUCCACCUCGACCCUUUGAUCCCAAUGAUUUGUGGUGUGAAGAGUGUAAUAACGCCCAUCCCUCUGUGUGUCCAAAGCAUGGACCUUUGCAUCCCAUCCCAAACCGGCCAGUGCUGACCAGGGCUAGAGCCAGCCUCCCCUUGGUGCUCUACAUAGACAGGUUUUUGGGAGGUGUGUUCUCCAAAAGGCGUAUCCCAAAGCGCACACAGUUCGGACCUGUGGAAGGACCCCUGGUCAGACAAACUGAACUGAAAGACUGCUACAUCCAUUUGAAGGUUUCCCUUGAUAAGGGCGACAGAAAAGACAGAGAACUGCAAGAAGACCUGUGGUUUGAACUUUCUAGCGAGGCUCUUUGUAACUGGAUGAUGUUUGUGCGUCCAGCUCAAAACCACCUCGAGCAGAACCUGGUAGCCUAUCAGUAUGGCCACCAUAUUUAUUACACGACCAUUAAAAACGUGGAGCCCAAGCAGGAGCUCAAGGUGUGGUACGCUGCCUCUUAUGCAGAGUUUGUGAACCAGAAGAUCCAUGACAUUUCUGAGGAGGAAAGGAAGGUUCUCAGAGAGCAAGAGAAGAACUGGCCGUGUUACGAGUGCAACCGCCGUUUCAUGAGCUCGGAGCAACUUCAGCAGCACCUCAACUCCCAUGAUGAGAAGCUGGACUUCUUCAGCAGAGCCAGAGGCCGAGGUCGCGGGCGAGGAAAGAGGAGGUUUGGACCAGGCAGACGCCCGGGGCGCCCUCCCAAAUUCAUGCGUAUGGAAGUAACCAGUGAAAAUGGGGAAAAGUGUGAAGAGGGGAUGCAGGACUUGCUGCAUUUUUCCAGCAAGGGUCAGUUUGAUGAGGCCGGACAAGCGCCACUGAAUGGGUUGGAGCAGCAGGAACAGACUCCAGUGCCAUCAGAGACACAGUCAGCACUGGAGCAGCAGUCAGAAAACCACCCGCUGCAGAUCCAGCCGCAGCAUGAGGAGAGCACGGUGCCUGCGCAGAGCACCAUGACAGCAGAUGACAUGAGGCGAGCAAAGCGUAUCAGGAAUGCAGCUCUGCAGCACCUGUUCAUUCGGAAGUCCUUCCGGCCGUUCAAGUGCCUGCAGUGUGGGAAGGCCUUCCGGGAGAAGGACAAACUGGAUCAGCACUUGAGGUUCCACGGCCGGGAAGGGAACUGCCCUUUGACCUGUGACAUUUGCAACAAGGGCUUCAUCAACAGCGGUGCUCUGGAAAGCCACAUGAAGUUCCACAUGGACCAAAAAACAUACUCCUGCAUUUUCUGUCCCGAGUCCUUUGACCGCUUGGAUCUGCUUAAAGAUCACGUGGCCAUCCACGUCAACGAUGGCUAUUUCACCUGCCCCACCUGCAAAAAACGCUUUCCAGACUUCAUCCAGGUGAAGAAACACGUUCGCAGCUUCCACUCAGAGAAGAUUUACCAGUGCACGGAGUGCGACAAGGCGUUCUGCCGGCCCGACAAGCUGCGGCUGCACAUGCUGCGCCACUCGGACCGCAAGGACUUCCUGUGCUCCACGUGUGGCAAGCAGUUCAAGAGGAAAGACAAGCUGCGAGAGCACAUGCAGAGGAUGCACAACCCAGAGAGGGAGGCCAAGAAAGCCGAUCGAAUCAGCCGCUCCAAAACCUUCAAGCCUCGGAUCGCCUCCACCGACUACGAGAGCUUCAUGUUCAAGUGCCGGCUCUGCAUGAUGGGCUUCCGCCGGAGGGGCAUGCUGGUGAAUCAUUUAUCAAAGAGACAUCCAGACAUGAAAAUAGAAGAGGUGCCAGAGCUCACGUUGCCCAUCAUCAAACCCAACAGAGAUUACUUCUGUCAGUACUGUGAUAAGGUGUACAAGAGCGCCAGCAAACGCAAAGCACACAUCCUGAAGAACCAUCCUGGUGCUGAGCUACCCCCAAGCAUCCGGAAGCUGCGCCCCGCGGGCCCAGGAGAGCCAGAUCCCAUGCUGAGCACCCACACCCAGCUGACAGGCACCAUAGCCACCCCUCCAGUCUGCUGUCCUCACUGUUCCAAGCAGUACAGCAGCAAGACCAAGAUGGUACAACACAUCCGCAAGAAGCACCCAGAGUUUGCUCAGCUCCCUAACACCAUACAUGCUCCACUGACAACAGCUGUCAUCAGUUCCACUCCUGCUGUUCUAACCACUGACAGCACUACUGGAGAGACUGUUGUGACAACAGAUCUACUGACACAGGCAAUGACAGAGAUUUCCCAGACCCUCACAACAGACUAUCGAACUCCCCAGGGGGACUACCAGCGAAUCCAGUACAUCCCAGUGUCUCAGUCCACAACUGGCCUGCAGCCACCUCAGCACAUACAGCUGCAGGUCGUUCAAGUGGCCCAGGCUACCUCACCUCACCAGUCCCAGCACUCCACAGUAGAUGUUGGGCAGCUUCAUGACCCCCAGACUUACACCCAGCAUGCUAUCCAGGUGCAGCACAUCCAGGUCACUGAGCCAUCGCCAGCGACUCAGUCAUCAGCACAGGUUGGAGGUCAGCCUUUGAGCCCUUCCUCACAACAAUCUCAGCAGGCACUCAGCCCCUCCCAGAUGCAAACGACCUCGACACCAAACCAAGCUGUCCAGCAGCAGCAAGGAGCUGCAGUCCAGCACACCUAUCUUCCCAGCACCUGGAAUUCGUUUCGGAGCUAUUCAUCUGAGAUUCAGAUGAUGACCAUUCCCCAAGGCCAGUAUGUGAUCACAGAGACAGCUGUAGGUACACCAGUCACUACUGUCAACACAGGGCAAGUCAAAGCAGUUACUCAGACUCACUACGUGAUAUCUGAAGGCCAGCCUGAUCUGGAUGUCAAACAAAACUCCUCGCUCUCCAGUGAGGUGCAGGUGGGUGUUUCCCAGCCCCCAGCCCACACGGAUCCCUUGGAAUCACCAGCCAGCAGCCAGCAGCAAACCACCCAGUACAUAAUCACUACGACCACCAACGGGAGCGGCGGCAGCGAGGUGCAUAUCACCAAACCAAGAACUUUCCCAGCAGAACAUGAAUGAAGAAACCUCACCUGGCACUUGCUUGUUACUUGUCACCUGCCCCUAAAGCCCAGAUAUAUGGGUGUCCUGGGGCUCAGUAUGUUUUAAAAUAUAUGCUCACUUCUCAGCUAAAAUCAUGGAGCUCUU
Messenger RNA from Merops nubicus (carmine bee-eater), 3615 nucleotides. RefSeq names its product PR domain containing 10 (gene PRDM10). Lineage: Eukaryota; Metazoa; Chordata; Aves; Coraciiformes; Meropidae. The coding region runs from base 1 to 3489 and encodes 1162 amino acids. Gene Ontology annotation, molecular function: protein binding; RNA polymerase II transcription regulatory region sequence-specific DNA binding; DNA-binding transcription factor activity, RNA polymerase II-specific. Gene Ontology annotation, cellular component: nucleus. The transcript has 21 exons. Gene Ontology annotation, biological process: regulation of transcription by RNA polymerase II. The record is from RefSeq and is a predicted model, not a curated record.